AUGUGUUGUGGUAUGAAAUUGACUUCACAUAAUAUAAAAGCUGAUAAAGAAGUUAAAAGUUUACAAUCCUUAACAACUAGUUUAGAGAAAGAGAAGAAUGAAUUGCUUGAAAAAACUAAGCAAUUAGAAGCAAGAGUAGAAGAAAACAUGGGACUUGGAAGUAUCUGGAAUUGA
This is a messenger RNA of Entrophospora sp. SA101, 174 nucleotides long. NCBI's taxonomy places the organism in Eukaryota, Fungi, Glomeromycota, Glomeromycetes, Entrophosporales, Entrophosporaceae. The record is from the annotation of a GenBank genome assembly.